This is a messenger RNA of Rhodotorula toruloides NP11, 525 nucleotides long. RefSeq lists its product as uncharacterized. The record is from RefSeq and is a predicted model, not a curated record. Lineage: Eukaryota; Fungi; Basidiomycota; Microbotryomycetes; Sporidiobolales; Sporidiobolaceae. Bases 1 to 525 code for a protein of 174 amino acids. The transcript is spliced from 2 exons.
AUGCCUCCCCGACGCAAGACGGCAAAGAUGACGACGAGCAAGAAGCGUUCGCGCGCUGCAGCGAAGGAAACGCGACCUCCUCCGACACUCGGGUCCCUGUCCGCGGAGACGCUGCUCCGUAUCGCCAAGUUCCUCGCAGGCGACCCGCUCGACCUCUUCCACCUCAUGCUCACGUGCAAGACCUGCCUCGCACCGGCUCGUCGCGCGCUGCCUGCCGACCGCUCGCUCCUGAAGAAACCCAGCCUAGUCAUCGAGUCAGACGACGAGGACGAGGAGGACGACCAAAACGAGGACGAAGAUGAAGAGGAGGAAGAGGAGGUUAAUUCGGAGACAGAGGCGUACGAGCGACGUUGGAGCGGGCGGCAGCCGAGGUGGCGCAUCCGGCCGGUCGAGCAUAAGGAGGAAGACGAGGUGGACCCGGACCAGGCGUGGUGGGACGAGUACGAGGCCAACACAUCGCUCGAGCAGCAGAAGGCGGAUGAAGAGGACGCCAAGCGCUUGAUUGCGGAGUGGAUGAGCAAGUAG